This is a messenger RNA of Syngnathoides biaculeatus (alligator pipefish), 2791 nucleotides long. It is a transcript of the gene odf2b, whose product is annotated as outer dense fiber of sperm tails 2b. Gene Ontology annotation, biological process: regulation of cilium assembly. Gene Ontology annotation, cellular component: centrosome. Bases 421 to 2568 code for a protein of 715 amino acids. NCBI's taxonomy places the organism in Eukaryota, Metazoa, Chordata, Actinopteri, Syngnathiformes, Syngnathidae. The transcript is spliced from 16 exons. The record is from RefSeq and is a predicted model, not a curated record.
UGAACCGCUUUCCAACCUAAAACAGCAGUGCAAUAUUUGAUGAAUAUAGAAGUAACUUGAUUUAUUUUUUUCUGCAAACGUCUUCCUAGCUGCGUUUUAUCCAUCGCUGAGUGGAGAGUAACUACGGGCAACGUCGAGUCAUACGCGGCACCGCCAAUCGCAAAACCCGAUUCUUGAAAUUGACUAAUCGGAGAGCGCGUGUGUUAGUCCUCACGACCAAUCAGGAGGCGUUGGUUUACGAUUCCAAACACCAGUCUGUUCAAUGGAAGAGUUUGUCCGUAGUUGUUGUAGUCUUACGUUUGUUGGGUGGAAAAAGACUUCACCAGUUGAAUGGUGUGUUGUUGUUUCUUUUUAAUGAUCCGGAGAGUUUUUUUUUUUCGGUAAAAUGCGCAAUGAGGUUGAGUUUGACGUCGGGAAAGAAUGAGAACAAGACAUUCUCCGAAACAAUCUCCUCCUCCGGUGCACGUCCACGUCGUGGAGAGCACACCGGUGCACGUUCACAUGAGAAGGAGCCCCUGCAGGACCCCGCAGUCGGAAAGGAGCAGAGAUGUUCAGCCGAGAAAUGAUCGUGGGAGGGCAACAAGUCGAGCCCCUUGGAUCCCUCCUGGAAUCGCGUCCUGCAGACGAGAUCAGAGAAGCCGAGUGCAGUCAGAGAACGUCUGGCGAGAAAGUGACGAGCACGACGAUGAGACCGCAAUAUUAAGGAAGAACCUCACCUUGCUGCUCAAAGAGCAACAAAACAGCCAGCGUAACACUCAAGGGCAGGUCCAGUCGUCGGAGACAGAGGUCCUGCUGCGGGCCCUGGUGGAGGCCCAGGUGGAUGGUGUGGCGGUGGCCAACCAACUGGCCUCCUUCAAAGAGACCCUGGACGGCUUGGCUAUUGACAAGCGUCCUUCCAAGCUUCAGACAUCCACGCUCGUGCGGCGGCGUCAGCUUCUCCUGGAGAAGAUGGAAAUCUUUGACAACACCAACCACAGCCUCAGGGACCUCCUCAGAGACUGGAGUCACCACCAGCAGGGGGAAGCAGAGAGACACUGCGAGGAGAAAGAAGCCUACAAGAGGCGACUGGCUGACGUUGAGGCUGAGAAUAUUGUCAGCAUCAUACGCAGACUUGUGUCCAAACUGUCCAGCAAAGAGAAGGAAGUCUCCCAGCUCACAGAGUCCUUGAAUUUUGAGAAGGAACACGCCAAGACCACGGAGGAGCUGUCUAGGAUCUUAGCGUCCACUCGAGACCAUUUGGAGUCUCAGCUCAGUCGACUACAAGCUGAAAAAGUCACAAUGGCCGCUCAGCUGCAGCAAGCCUAUGAGCAACGGCGGGAAAACGACGAUGAGGCGGCCCUUGCGUUGCUUUCCCAGCACGCCGAGCAGGCCGAGGAGGCAUCCAGGCAGAUGGGAGCCAGGCUGCAGGAGAAAGAGUCCCAGCUUGCCCAGGCGUUGUCCACGUGUAGUGAGCUGCGUCUGCGCAUCUCCAAGGAGGCCACGGCCAGAAGUCAGCUGGAAGAAAACAUCACUGCUUUCAAACAGCAGGUGAACGAGUGGAAUGCUCAGCAUCAGAUAGCGGAUGAGCGAAAUCGCGGCGAGAGAGAGGAGCUCCGAGACCAGCUCCACCAUCUGAGCGCGGAGAACACCGCCAUGACACUUGACAAACAGUCCUUGAAGGCUCAGGUGACGUCCGGCGAGGAGAAGCUGCGAGUCGCUCAGGAGGAAACGCGACAGCUCAUGACGUCGUACAAGAAACUCGAAGCCGUGUUGGAAAAGUACAAGAGGAAGGCUCAGCAGGCGGACCUGCAAUGCGAGGAGCAGCGACUGAAGGUGAACGAAGCUCAGCUGGAGGCUCGGGAGGCCAAGGUGGCGCAGGAACGGGAGCAGGAGCAGCUGAGGAAGGAGUUACUGCGCCUGCGCCAGCUGGAGACUCUCCCUGAAUGCCUGCGCAGGAGCGAACAGCAGCUGGCGCAGGCGCAGCAAGAAGCUGACGCCCACCAGAGGAGGAACCUCGAGCACAAUGCCACCCUCGCUGAAGUCAGGCACAAGGUGGAACAACAAGGGUCUCAGUUGGAGGCAUUCCAGCGUAGGAACUUGCUGUUGCAAGAGGAGAACAACGUCCUCAAAGAGAAGAUCCUCAACCUGGAAAGGAAGCUGGAGUCCAUGCGUGUGGAGAACAUGGAGAUGUGUGAGGCACUUAGCCUGAAAGAGGUCAGCGUAUUGAGCGUAGAACAGCAGCUGGACCAGAAAAGCCGCGAGAACGCCGUCCUUCAUCAACAGCUGCAGCAAACCCUGGAGGAUGCCCAGCAGCAGGCCCGGCAAAGCGUGGAGAGGGUCCUGGACAAGGAGCGCAGGUCUCAGUCCAAAGCCCUGGACCUCCAGGAACAGCUGAGCCAAGCCGAGGCCCAGCUCAGUCAGCUGCAUCGGAGCAAGGAGGAGAUGGAACGCCGCUUCCAGAACCAGCUGAAGAACAUGAAGGAGCGUCUGGACCAGUCGGACCAGACCAACCGCAGCCUGCAGAAUUACGUCCGCUUCCUCAAGACCUCCUACGGGAACGUCUUUGGCGAGCCGUUCGCCCACAGCUGACAUCAAAAUUACAUUCCAAUGUCGUUUUUGUUUUUUUAACUCUGAUGUUAUUUCCUCACAUUUUCAGUGGAAAUGAGUAAUCAAGUACAGUACUGUGGUGCCUUGAGAUACGUUUAAUUUGUUUCGUGACAAUGCUGUUUUCUCAAAAUACUUGUGUCUCAAAAUAUAUUUCUCCAUUAAAAUGAAUGGAAGUACAAUUGAUCUGUUCCAGUCCAACCAGAAA